AGGCGGCUGGUGGUGCCGCAGGCGGGCAGGGCGGACGCCGGGGAGUACAGCUGCGAGGCCGGGGGCCAGAGGGUCUCCUUCCGCCUAGACGUCACAGAGCCCAAGCUGAUGUUUGCCAAGGAGCAGCCAGAGCGCAGCGAGGUGCGGGCCGAGGCGGGGGCCAGCACCACGCUGAGCUGCGAGGUGGCCCAGGCGCAGACGGAGGUGACGUGGUACAAGGACGGGAAGCAGCUGAGCGCCAGCCCCCAACCUCCCUGUCUGUCCCCAGAGCCCAAGUUGGUGUUUGCCAAGGAGCAGCCAGAGCGCAGCGAGGUGCGGGCCGAGGCGGGGGCCAGCGCCACGCUGAGCUGCGAGGUGGCCCAGGCGCAGACGGAGGUGACGUGGUACAAGGACGGGAAGCAGCUGAGCGCCAGCCCCCAAGUGCGCGUGGAGGCAAAGGGGAAGCAGAGGCGGCUGGUGGUGCCGCAGGCGGGCAGGGCGGACGCCGGGGAGUACAGCUGCGAGGCCGGGGGCCAGAGGGUCUCCUUCCGCCUGGACGUCACAGUUGGCCCGAGGAAACGCCCAGGCAGCUGUCACCCCGACAGCCUGGGGCUGCCUGCUGCCUUGCUCCUGCCUUGGUGUGCGGGUUUCCGGCGGGAGGUGGGAUGCCUGGUCCUGGCGCUCGGCCCGGCGGUGGUGCCUGUGCAAGAAGCUGGGCCCUUCCUGUGA
Propithecus coquereli (Coquerel's sifaka) is the source of this 708-nucleotide messenger RNA. RefSeq names its product obscurin-like. The annotation marks the transcript as partial. The record is from RefSeq and is a predicted model, not a curated record. The transcript has 4 exons. Lineage: Eukaryota; Metazoa; Chordata; Mammalia; Primates; Indriidae.